CUGUAGUUUAUUAAAAUUUGACGCUUUCCGUAUUUCCUUGAAUAUUUUGCAUCUAAUAUGGCUAUGUUCUUAUGCUGAGCACUAAGAGAAGUCGAUGUGACUUAUGCUAACCAUUUACUAGCUCUGUCACUAAACAUUUACUAGCCCUUACACUUUUUUUUAGUUGUUACACUUGGGGUUCGAACCCCAACCCAACACACACACACCCUUGCAAAAAUUAAUCGUGAAAAACUUAGAAACAAACAUACGAGGAUAAGGUUUAGUUCACUUUAACUAUGUUGUUCAAACUUGCAGAAAGUCUUGAUCCCAGUUUUGCAAGAGACAGGUAGGUUACACAAGGCAAUCUCAUCUGAUGUUGGAUGAUUUCAUUAAGAUUGAAAAUGAAUACGGAAAUAUUGAAGGGAAGUUUGGGCAGAAAGGAAAGGACUAUGUUAAGUGGGCAGCAAAGAUGGCUUUAAGCCUUGGUGCUGGGGUUCCAUGGGUGAUGUACAGGCAAACUGAUGCUCCGGAUGAAGUUAUAGAUGCAUGCAAUGGAUACUACUAUGACGGUUAUAGGCCAAAUUCUUAUAACAAACCCACGCUUUGGACUGAAAAUUGGGAUGGAUGACGGAGCAGGGUUUAGAGGGCAAGUUAAACUUACUGGAUUUCAAAAUGGGGAUAUAGACCUCUCAAAGUCUUUAUGGACCUACCAGGUUGGGCUCAAGGGAGAAUUCUUGAAGAUAUAUGUUGCAGAAGAAAAUGAAAAGGCAGGGUGGAUUGAUUUAACUCCAGAUGCUGAUCCAUCGAUAUUAACAAUUUGAUGGCACCGCCUCCACCACCUCCAACAGACCAAGCUUCAGAUGCAAAUUUAAGAGAGUCGCCAUCUAUUUCAGUUCGGGAGUCACAAGAUGAUUCUUAGUUUAUUUACAUUAAUUUACUAAGGAAUGAACUUUAUGAAGUUUUUUUUAUUUUGGUAAGGGUAACCUUAAAAUAAUAACUUUAUGACUUAUUUUAGUAUUGAACAUUAUAAAGAAUUUUAGCAUUAAACAUUUUA
Humulus lupulus (European hop) is the source of this 1033-nucleotide messenger RNA. RefSeq names its product beta-galactosidase 9-like. Gene Ontology annotation, biological process: carbohydrate metabolic process. The transcript has 5 exons. NCBI's taxonomy places the organism in Eukaryota, Viridiplantae, Streptophyta, Magnoliopsida, Rosales, Cannabaceae. Gene Ontology annotation, cellular component: vacuole; cell wall. Gene Ontology annotation, molecular function: beta-galactosidase activity. The coding region runs from base 353 to 607 and encodes 84 amino acids. The record is from RefSeq and is a predicted model, not a curated record.